GUCAUCAAUGUGCGUGCAAAAACUCUCAGCCGCGUUGCCGAUAGAGGACUGGCCUAUGCCAAGUUUAAAGCUCACAAAUUUUCUUACCUAAAUAUCUCUGGAAUUGGUUCAAGUUAUGUUCCCGAUGGCGUUGAGUGUGGACUUGCUUGUGUCAGCAUACCUUUAUGCCUCUCCCUUAACCUAGUUGCAUUUCAUGACAUCAUUGGUAAACUGCCGUGUGAGGUACUUCCAUCAGACAUGUACAACAACUCGGACAAGUUUGUCGCCAGUACAGUCACCAUCACUUUCGUAUCACAGCAAGUUAAAAAUCUCAACGUAGUUUACAAUUUCAACAACAUUUGAAUAAAACAAAAAUGGGAUAGGAAGGUACAUUUAAUUCGAGUAAAGGAUUGUUAUUGCACUUACCGAAUUUGGUGAAUUACUGGAUAAGCCUCUAAAUUUGUCUAAACAGUCUUAACCUUCCUAACACAGAGUUUGAAUUAAUUUUCUCCAAGCGAUAUUAAGUUCUAGUACACACGUGACUGUCAGGUUUCAUUUUGUAUGAAUCAAAAAUCUGGGUUACUGGUUUAUUUAAUUAUUUGACUGCAAAAAUGAUAAAUUUCAUUUGAGCCACGAAAGAAGAAAAAAAAUAUGAGUAUAAACCUCAAUCCUCCUUUUCCCUAAGUUUUGAUCGAAAGGUGUGCCGUGUUUCGUUUGCCUCUUUAGUCUCCUUGCAUCAGUUGGCCUUGUCAAAACACAGGAGCUUGUGCCACGCAGUAUGAGGAAAACAUCUACGUGUGCCUUUGUGCGAAAGGAUACAAAGGGAAACACACACACACAGACGCACACAAAAUAAAAAUGCUUUGA
Pocillopora meandrina is the source of this 846-nucleotide messenger RNA. The record is from the annotation of a GenBank genome assembly. Lineage: Eukaryota; Metazoa; Cnidaria; Anthozoa; Scleractinia; Pocilloporidae.